Amyelois transitella is the source of this 1142-nucleotide messenger RNA. Its product is annotated as aminoacyl tRNA synthase complex-interacting multifunctional protein 2. Bases 245 to 1108 code for a protein of 287 amino acids. Lineage: Eukaryota; Metazoa; Arthropoda; Insecta; Lepidoptera; Pyralidae. Gene Ontology annotation, cellular component: aminoacyl-tRNA synthetase multienzyme complex. The transcript is spliced from 5 exons. The record is from RefSeq and is a predicted model, not a curated record.
UACAUACAUACAUAAAAUCACGCCUCUUCCCUGGAGGGGUACGCAGAGACUACAUUUUUCCACUUGCCUUACAUAGCCAGAUGUCUACUACUUCCCAAAUAGUCAGCAGGCUUCCUCAGGUGGUCUCUAAAUAUCCAGCACAGUAUGUUCAUCGCGACACGCAGUCUUCUCUGGUAGCCACUUGCUGUGUUGCCCAUUGUUUGUACCAACAAAGAAUAAAGAACUAGAAGAUUAUCCUUUCAGAAUGUACCACAUGAAGAAUAUAAUAAGUCAUGAUGACAACAAAUUAUUGUUAUCCUUGCCCAACUGCAUGUACCGAACAAAAAAUGUGAUGGAGUUUGAGAAGGAACAGGACAUUGAUAUCAAUAUUAUUCAGCAGGUUACCAAAUUUCUUAAGGUUCCCCAUAAGACAAUGACUGAAUUGGAAGAACGUCAGGAUAUGUUACUGAAGAAAUUGGAUUUUUUGUAUGACCGAAUCAAAACAAUAAGUUCAUACUGCAAAAUUAAUGAAGUAACAAUAAAAUCCAAUACAGUAAGCUCAGCUAUGACUGUUCCUGAGGAAACUGUGCUUGUUGUUAGUCCAGAUAACUUGCCAUGGUUUUUAUACAGGAUACUUGCAAAAACACCAUUUUCCUUAAAUAUAACAUGGCAUAUUCAUUCCUCUGUGCCAAAGGAAAAAGUUUCAAAAAUAACAGAAUUUUUAAAAAAUUUAAAUUCUAAUAAAAAUGGAACUGGAAUUAAUGUGAGACUGAUAUUUAAAUGUGUUUCAGCUGAUUCAGAACUAAGACUGUCUUCAUUAGCAGUUCCAAUAGUGGGAAAUGUCAAUAUUCUUCGCUACUUGUCAUAUGUUUACCCAGAUAUAUUGCCAUACAAUCAGGGAGACUUUAAUAUGGAUGGGUUCCUGGAUAUCUGUCACAAACUUGAAAGAUCACCAGAAAAACAUAAGGCAGAUUUAAUUAACAAAUUGUUUUCACAGUAUACAACUUGGAUAUGUAAUAAUCAAUUUUCAAUAGUUGAUGUUGCUGCUUAUAAUGCUAUGAAACAAUCAAACAAUGUUUUGAAAUCUGUACCUAAAAUGUGGUUGGAAAACUGUUUAAAAAUUAUGUAAUUAAUAACAUUAAACAUUUCUUUACUGGAUUCAA